This is a messenger RNA of Otolemur garnettii (small-eared galago), 1930 nucleotides long. It is a transcript of the gene SLC2A4RG, whose product is annotated as SLC2A4 regulator. The record is from RefSeq and is a predicted model, not a curated record. The transcript is spliced from 7 exons. Gene Ontology annotation, molecular function: DNA-binding transcription factor activity; RNA polymerase II cis-regulatory region sequence-specific DNA binding. Lineage: Eukaryota; Metazoa; Chordata; Mammalia; Primates; Galagidae. Gene Ontology annotation, biological process: regulation of transcription by RNA polymerase II. Bases 112 to 1404 code for a protein of 430 amino acids. Gene Ontology annotation, cellular component: nucleus.
GCGGCUGGAUCCAGGGCGGGGGUCGGCUGCCCGGCCAGCCCGGCCCGGCCCGGGGCUGCAUCCUGAGAGUGCGUCCUCACCGCUGCAGCCUCGGCGCCCAGCCGGCGGGCCAUGGAGGCCGAGCGCCCCCCAGCGCCGGGCCCGGGCUACAGGCGUCUCCCGACUCGCGCCGCCGGCCGGGACCCUAGCGCGCUGCAGGCCGAGGCGCCGUGGGCGCACGCCGAGGCCUCAGGCCCGUGUGCCGCGGCCGUGACGGUGCCCACGCCGCCGCAGGAACCUGCCGCUGGCGGUGGCCGUGCUGGUUCGGAGCUUGCGCUGCCGCGAGAGCCAGAGCCCCGGGCCGCGGACUUCGGGGCCCCAGGUACGUGGGCGGGGGCCUCGGCGGCGGGACUUCCGACUCCUUCCGUGCACAUCCCGGUGCCAACGCAGAGAGCCACCCCAGAAAAAGCCCGGCUGGAUGAGGUCAUGGCUGCUGCAGCCCUUACAAGCCUGUCCACCAGCCCCCUCCUCCUGGGGGCCCCAGUCACAGCCUUCAGCCCAGGUAGCCAGUGGGCAGCAACUUCUGCAGGGCAGCCUGAGCCCACCCAGGUCCUGCAGGGGGUGUGUCCCACAGAGCCUGGCUUGGAGCCCUGGAAGGAGGCCCUGGUGCAGCCCCCAGGCAGCUACAGCAGCAGCAACAGUGGAGAGUGGUGCUGGGAUCUGGCCAGUGACCAGUCCUCUCCAUCUACUCCGUCACCCCCGCUGCCCCCUGAGGCAGCCCACUUUCUCUUCGGGGAACCUACCCUGAGGAAGAGGAAGAGCUCUGCCCAGGUCAUGUUCCAGUGUCUAUGGAAGAGCUGCGGGAAGGUGCUGAGCACAGCGUCAGGGAUGCAGAGGCACAUCCGCCUGGUGCACCUGGGGAGGCAGGCAGAGCCAGAGCAGAGUGACGGUGAAGAAGACUUCUAUUACACGGAGCUGGACAUUGGUGUGGACACUCUAACUGACAGGCUAUCUAGCUUGACCCCAGUGUCUCCUACAGCCUCCAUGCCACCUGUCUUCCCCCGCUUGGAGCUGCCAGAGCUCCUGGAGCCCCCAGCCCUGCCCAGCCUGCUGCAGCCACUCACCUUGAGCCCACACCCCAUGUUGACCUCUGUGGACACCCCCCAGGCAUGCCACAGUCACCACGCCUGCCAAGUGGGCGAGGCCAUAGGGGGAAGCUGGGGACAGAUCUCAGGGCGCUCUGGAGCCCUGCAGCGCAAUGAGGUCAGAGCCUGCGUGCCAGCCCUUGCCACCAGGAUGGGCAUGAGCCUGAGGAAGCCCCGUGGUGACGCUAAGAAGUGCCGGAAGGUGUACGGCAUGGACCACCGGGACCUGUGGUGCACAGCCUGCCGCUGGAAGAAGGCCUGCCAGCGGUUCCUGGACUGAACCCCCUCUGUGCAGCCCCUCCGGGGCCAUCUAAAAGAGAAAAUAAGCUACCACCUUCUGCCUCCCACCACCACCCCUAGCCUGGGGCUGAAACUGCCCUGGGGGAGCCCCAAGCCUGGCCUCUCCCAGCCGCAAGGUCAAUCUUUUAAUGGGAGAAGAGUGAGUUGGUGACCCUGGACCCCCCAGAGGUGGAGGAGGGGUCCCACCAUUCAAAGUGCCUCUGAAGAAACCAGCUUUUUGCACUAAAGCCAAACCACAUCACUGUCCCUUUGACCCCAGGGGUCCUAGGGUCGGCCACCCUCCCUGCCUGUUGGUCCACAGACUUGUCAAGGAUGUUAAGGGCCCAGCUUUGAGGGCCAGUCCACAAUGCACUUUGAGAGGUGUCAGGAGGAGGACCCCCAGCUCGCACUUAGCUUGGUGAUUCAACCCUGGGGCUGAUGUUUUACCAUGUUUUGAAGCUCAGGUGUCUCAGGCCUGGACUGUACCAGGUGAGGAGAAUAAUUAAAGAUUUGAGGUUUUUCCAGAA